Lactuca saligna is the source of this 321-nucleotide messenger RNA. The record is from the annotation of a GenBank genome assembly. Lineage: Eukaryota; Viridiplantae; Streptophyta; Magnoliopsida; Asterales; Asteraceae.
AUGGCUGUGGUAACUGUAGAGCUAGAAGUCACUUCUUCACUUCCUGCUCCCAAACUUUUCAAAGUCUAUAAUGACUUCGACACAAUUGCACCUAAGGUUGAACCAGAAACUUACAAAUCCGUCAGCACCAUCCAAGGUGAUGGCGGUGCUGGAACCAUCAAGAGCAUUACAUACGGUGAUGGUAUUCCAUUCACAAGCUCAAAGCACAAGGUUGAUGUCGUUGACACAAACAACUUUAGCUACAGCUAUACCAUCUUUGAAGGUGAUGUCUUAAUGGGCAUAGUGAUCUGCUCAUCAUCAUAUAAAGUUUUUACCUUCUAG